Molecule: messenger RNA, 2502 nt
Organism: Sabethes cyaneus
Lineage: Eukaryota; Metazoa; Arthropoda; Insecta; Diptera; Culicidae
Gene: kek2
Exons: 1
Coding region: 1-2502 (833 amino acids)
Molecular function (GO): protein binding
Source: RefSeq, a predicted model, not a curated record
AUGUGGCUUAAUCUGGUGAUACUGGGCGCACUAUUCAACAUGAUGCGACUGAUGACCGGUGUGGAUGGAUGUCCAUCGGAAGUGUGCGUUUGUAAGUGGAAGGGAGGCAAACAGACGGUCGAAUGCGGCGGCCGAGGUCUCAAUCGGAUACCGGAAGGCAUGGAUCCCGGUACGCAGGUGUUGAACUUCUCCGGUAAUGGACUGACGAUUUUGCAAAGUGAGCGAUUGAAGCGAAUGGAUCUUAUCAAUCUGCAGAAGAUAUACAUGGCAAGAAAUCAGCUUAUCAAAAUUCACGAUCGAGCUUUCAAGGGGCUCACCAACUUGGUGGAGCUUGACCUAUCGGAAAAUAUGCUAUCCGUUGUGCCGACAGAAACUUUUGCCGACUAUCCUGCUUUGAUGCGGCUUUCUCUCAGCGGAAAUCCGAUUCGAGCACUGAGAACCAACGCAUUUAAGCAUCUAUCCUUCCUCACAACUCUGGAGCUCAGUAACUGCCAGAUCGAGCUCGUAGAAGAUGAAGCAUUUAUCGGUAUGGAUAAUCUCGAGUGGCUCCGAUUGGAUGGUAACCGAAUCACCAACAUUCAGGGCAACCAUGUCCUGCCGGAAUCUCUACACGGAAUCAACCUACAAGCAAACAGAUGGCAAUGUGAUUGCCACUUGCUCGAUAUUCAUACUUGGUUGAACAGUUUUAAUGUCCCACAACGGGAGGAACCGAAAUGUUCUGGCCCGCACAGGCUAGCAGGUCAAGUUAUAAGAAACAUCCAUCAGGAAGACCUAGCUUGCCUGCCAGUAAUAACUCCGGACGCACUGUACAGGGAAAUUGCUGAAGGUCGAAACAUGACCCUCACCUGCAAGAUAUCCGCCAUCCCUGAGGCGUCCGUUUCUUGGUGGUUUCAGGGGCAAAUGUUACAGAAUGAUAGUUUAUUAGCGCCUAAUCUGCAUCUCUAUCACUACAACGACGAAGCCGGAGGUGAAGAAAAGCGAAGUGAGCUGUUAAUCUUCAACACCAGUCCGGACGACAAUGGAACCUUUUCCUGCGUCGCAGAAAACUCUGCUGGUCGUGUGCAGGCUAAUUACACGCUGCAUGUUAUCGUUAAAGAGGAGCCCGUAGUGGAGGAGGUGACUUUUUCACAAGAAUACUUUUUAAUCAUCGUUGGAGUUAGUGCUGCCACAGGGUUUCUACUAUUUCUUACUAUCUGUUUAAUAAUCUGUAAAUGCAGUCGACGUGGCGGAAGGAGAAAUGCGGGCAAGAAAGCUCGUGGAAAAUCCAAUUCCGAUACGACCUCCAGCAGUCAGAAGUGUUCGUCAAUCACAAACGAUAUUGGAGAACCAUUGACCUGUUCGAAGAUUAAUGGAUCGGUCGGAAUAGGGGAAAAUAAUCAACAGGACGUUGUUCUAUAUUUGAAUACCACCAAUAACCUCGAUAAGGCUGGAUUAGGCAAUUUAGCGCUGGGAAGUUCUGUUCAGUUUUGUAGUCCUCCUUCGGCUCGCAGUUACCAGGAACAGAAUCCUGAUUUGAUAAACGACGCAGAAAGCGGAAAUAAAACGCGUGGUCGUCCGGAAACGUUAGACUCGGACAUGGGUGAGAACGAUCCAGAUGAACAUAACAGCGUACAGGAUUCCAACAGUGAAGCCAGCUUUCAGCAAAAUUACUUCCAACCAUCGAUGGGUAUUCGACCGGUGGUUCCACGGUUUUCCGCCUUGUCUACACUGCCUAGAGGAAUCAACAAAGACAUGUAUCAGCACCAAGUGGACAUUCAUCUAAGCCCAGGAUGUUUCCUCGAUCAAAACGGGUUUCCUAUCGAGCUGAACCUAAUGGCCCAAGGAGAGCCAACUGUUAACUAUUAUCGAACGUUACCGCACAAUCGGGGCCAAAAGGGCCAACCGAAGGUACGCUAUUCGAACGACGCGGAAUUCAUUACGCGAACCUCGCAAACCUACCAACUGUACGGUGGCAUUCCGGCGGACAUUCGAUAUACGGCCGAAGGAUACCCGCAGCAGGCUGGUGGAGAGUCUACAAGCGCAAGUCAAUUCCCUUCUCCUCCGGAAGGAUACAAAGCCGAACCGGGCGGUGUGAAGCAGCUAACAUACAUGAACGCACCGGCAGCGAUCUGCGUCGGAGCAACACCUCCGCAGCAGUGGCCAUCGUUUCUACCAGGCUAUCAUCCUGCGCAGCUAAUACCCAUCACCGGCCAGGUCGGGUCGGAUUUCAACCGUUACUUACCUCCGCCGGCACUGACCGGUGCUGCCAGUUCGCAGACCAGUAGCAGCAGCAGCAGUCCUACGGGAGCACCCGUGCUGAAGAAAUGCGUCGGCGCGCAAACGAUGGAGUUGCACGAUAAGGAUGUAAUACCAGAGCAACGUGAAGACGAAGAAGAGGACGACGAGGACAAUGGUACGGAUCGCGAGAGUGGUAACGCCAAACUAAGGCACCUGACCGGACCGCUGGCGGACAGUCCGGAUGAGGGUUACGUUGGCGAUAGCCACGAGACGACGGAUAUUUGA